Cucumis sativus (cucumber) is the source of this 2431-nucleotide messenger RNA. RefSeq lists its product as uncharacterized. NCBI's taxonomy places the organism in Eukaryota, Viridiplantae, Streptophyta, Magnoliopsida, Cucurbitales, Cucurbitaceae. The record is from RefSeq and is a predicted model, not a curated record. The transcript is spliced from 11 exons. Bases 457 to 2220 code for a protein of 587 amino acids.
GAAGCAAAUUGAUGAACAUAAAUUCCAAUAUUCUACUCUUUGGUUGGGUACGUAAAACCAUGGAAUUUUGUGGCCGGAAUACCCGUUUUGGAAAUGUCCAUCGUUGAAGCUUCCGGCGAAGAAACCACAAUCGUUGCCCGGUGGAGCUUCUGAUUGGAUUGGCUUUGGAGUCCACUUCUCUUCGAGGCUUCGACGAGUCACCACUGCAAUCGGUUUUGGGGAAGGAACACUGGGUUUAUGAGUUGAGUUCUGUUUGUAGAAGGUGGUUUUGUGAUGAGUUCGAUGUCAUCACGAGACUGGUUAGCAGAUCCGAUAUAUGAUUGUUAUUCGUGAUUGUAGCGGGAGUUGGUGCACUUCAGACUUCAGUGUUGGGAAGUACUUCAGUUUUUGGAGAAUUGAUUGUUUUACUGGGAAGUUACAGGAGAUGAAAGUCGAAGUUGUGGGGUUGGAGGUAUAAUGACCGGAGGGUCAUUGGGUCUUCGUACGGGAAGCUAUGCAUCACUGCAUCUACAGCUACAAAAUGGUGCUUUGCAAAAUUCAGCGACGUCACCGCUUGUGCACAAGGCUUCGAAAACAAAUCUUUCAAGUACAAGAGAGAGGGAGAGAGUUAUUCCCUUGUGUUGUCGAUACUUCGGUCGGAGAAGGGUUGCCAUGCUCCUCCUGUUUAUCCUUGCUCUUUUGGUUUUUGUUUUUGGAUCCUUUGCAGUCAGUAGAGAUAGCAGUGAUUUAAAGGCACCUUAUGAAGAAACUACCCUAAGAGAUUUGCUAAACCCUGCUGUUCUAAAAACAGAAGAAUUCAAGGAUAUUAUAACUUCUACACAUGGGAAUUUGAUUAAUCCUCCUUUCCCUUAUUCAAAUCGUUCUUUAAUCUCCUAUUCUUUUCCUCGACAUUCCCUUCCAUCACCACAUCCAUGCAUAAACUUUGCUCUUCCUCCUCCAGCUCCAGCAAACGGAAAGCGGACUGGAGCACGUCCUUGUCCAGUAUGUUAUAUCCCUGUGGAGCAGGCUAUUGCUAGUAUGCCAAUUGCACCAUCAAUAUCUCCUGUACUACGUAAUUUAACUUAUAUUCAUGACGGAAACCCAAUAAAAACAGAACCACAUGGGGGGUCUGAUUUCGGUGGAUAUCCUUCUUUGAGACAGAGGAAUGAUUCUUUUGAUAUAAAGGAAUCAAUGACAGUACACUGUGGAUUUGUUAAAGGAAGUAAACCUGGUAAUCAGAGUGGUUUCGAUAUUGAUGAAGCCGACCUUUUGGAGUUGGAGGAGUUUCAUGAGGUCAUUGUUGCAUCGGCCAUAUUUGGAAACUAUGAUGUAUUACAGCAGCCCAUUAAUAUUAGUGAAGAGUCAAAAAAAUUUGUUCCUUUCUACAUGUUCAUUGAUGAAGAAACAGAAGCAUAUAUGAAGAAUUCCAGCCUCCUAGAUAGCAGAAAGAGGAUUGGCUUGUGGAGAAUCAUUGUCGUUCAUAAUGUUCCUUAUGCUGAUUCAAGACGUAAUGGCAAGAUUCCCAAGCUUCUUCUGCAUAGGCUUUUCCCAAACAUUCAAUACUCAAUAUGGAUAGAUGGAAAACUUCAGCUUGUUGUGGAUCCAUUUCAAAUUCUUGAGAGAUUCUUGUGGCGUCAAAAUGCAACUUUUGCAAUUUCAAGACACUACAAACGAUUUGAUGUAUUUGAAGAGGCUGAUGCUAAUAAGGCUGCUGGAAAAUAUGACAAUUCCUCUAUUGAUGAGCAGAUUGGAUUUUAUGUUACCGAGGGUUUAACACCAUAUUCCUUGGCUAAGCUUCCUAUAACGAGUGAUGUUCCUGAAGGAUGUGUUCUAAUUCGAGAACAUAUUCCUAUAACAAAUUUAUUUACUUGCCUUUGGUUCAAUGAAGUUGAUCGUUUUACUUCAAGAGAUCAGUUAAGCUUCUCGAUGGUGAGAGACAAGAUAAUGUCUAAAGUCAACUGGAGCCUUAACAUGUUUUUGGACUGUGAAAGGCGCAAUUUUGUUAUACAGACAUAUCAUAGAGAACUACUGGAACACAUGCCACCUCCUGCCAGAGAAGUUCUCCAUCGUCCUUCACUAGUGCCCGAUGUUCAUACUGUUUCUAAGCCUUCGGUUCAUAUUGUUCAAAAGUCUCCACCAGUAAAGAGAAAUUCUUCCAAGCGAGGAAGAAGCGAUAAGAAGUCCACUUCAAAGCGGCAUCGUAAAGUUAUUUCUGGGCAUAGAGAGGAUAAUUCGUUAUAAUUCGAUUCACAUUAAAAAAGUGUUCUUUUUUUUUUUUCCUUGACAUUUUAGUUUCAUUCUCAUUCUCAUUCCCAUUCCCUCAAAUUUUACCAAUUUUGUACUGGAAAUUGUUGAUAUAUCUAUAUCUAAUAUAUAUUGGUUUCUGUUGUAGAUAUGAAAGUUUCUUCCAGGCUAUGUAUCCAUUGAUAUAAUAAAUCGUUCUUACUACUGA